Acipenser ruthenus (sterlet) is the source of this 3341-nucleotide messenger RNA. RefSeq names its product G protein-activated inward rectifier potassium channel 4-like. Lineage: Eukaryota; Metazoa; Chordata; Actinopteri; Acipenseriformes; Acipenseridae. The record is from RefSeq and is a predicted model, not a curated record. Gene Ontology annotation, cellular component: plasma membrane. Bases 792 to 2576 code for a protein of 594 amino acids. The transcript is spliced from 4 exons. Gene Ontology annotation, biological process: potassium ion import across plasma membrane; regulation of monoatomic ion transmembrane transport. Gene Ontology annotation, molecular function: inward rectifier potassium channel activity.
UUGAUUAAAUCAACCGCUUAAGUAACUUAAAGAAAGGUAACCCUCAGAUAACUAACUGGACUAAAGAGGUAUAAUAAUAUAUUUUUUUAGGAGCUAUCUUGAUUGGUAAAGUCAUACAGUAUAAACAGUUUCUUAGUCAUUCAAACACACCCUGGUCCCAAUUAGUUCAGAUAAAGGUUUUUACUCCAUAAUACACAGGCCUGAAACUUAGCUUUUGUCGUAAUGACCACCAUGUGCAGGUUAGCCAGUUGCUGUCACAGGGGCACAAUGAAAAAGAAGCUCACUUAUAAAAUGAAUUCAUUUUUCCUGAAGAAGAAUGUAUGACUGUUGGCAUUGCAAGAAUGUUUUGAACACCAAGAGGCAGUUGUGUGUGUGUGCUGUGUGGUAAGUGUUAACCUGCAGUCUGGUGUGUGUCUGUGUUUGAGCACAUUGCCCUGGGCCAGCCUUGCUUGUGAUUAACUCCUCUUGAGUUAAUGCUACGUGACAUUGAGGAAGAUUAAUGUGCGACCUUCUUUCCAGUUGGAUUGGAUGCCAACAGCAAGCCCCUUCUGCUUUCCAGGGUCUCAGACACAGUGAGCCACAAUGGAGUGUUAAAAUGAGACAGGGUUAGGUGGGAUCACUUUGUUGAUACAGUGACUCUUCCUCCUAAUCCUUUUCUUCACCCUCGUUUCUGACAUGAAGAACAAAGGGUUUGAACCUGUAUGUGACGGAAUCCUCUUCAGCUGCGCAGAUCGUUCCAGACACUCUGCUGUGUGAAGGGACCUGCUCCUUCAAGCUCAGUACCGCUCACCAUGAUCUCAACCAUUGUAAGCAACAGCAUGGAGAUUGGGAGGGGCAAUGGGGCGUGUGGGAGAAAGCAUGGAUGGCCCAAUCCUCUGAAAUGUGAAAGCCGGAGGAACUCCAUCCCUCCAGCACAGACCCCCUCUGCCAGGCACAUGCUGGCGUAUCUCCCCAGACCCUCAACAGACUCCUCCAGAUAUGAAACCUUCACACCAAAGCAGCCUGAAAACACAACCAUCCCCUCCGAAGUUCCAGCAGAGGUGUCCCAGCACAGAAGGGAUUCUGUCACCUCGAAGAAAAGCAGCACGUUCGCAAAUCUGCUCCAGCUCUCCCGGGAUACCCACAUCUCCACAGACAGGGCUUUGCACAGGAGGCUGAGCGGCUCAGAACCAGUUGGCUUCCAGUCUGCCUUGCCAGGCAAGCACAGGAUGAGCGUCUCCAUCAACACAGAGGACCUCCCGACACGCUACCACCGCCCUUCAUGCAGCGAGCAGGCCAGUACUAAAUGGCACCCAGGACCCGUCGCUGGCAUCCCAAACUCCUUCAGGAGCAAGACUCCCACACGGAGCAUCAACUCUGUUCAGACCUUCGGUUCUGAGAAGACGCCGAACCAGAGGUGCAAACUGAUUGGAGACGACCGGCAGCUUCUCAACUCCACCAACAAGCAGCGGCAGCGGUAUGUAACCAAGGACGGGAAGUGCAGGGUCAACCUGGGCAAGAUCGAAGACAGGAGCAGGUUCUUGUCGGACAUUUUCACCACCAUGGUGGACCUGAAGUACCGCUGGUUCCUGUUCAUCUUCAUGAUGUGCUACGUUGUGACCUGGGUCUUGUUUGCAGGGAUUUAUUUCCUAGACGCUUGGUUAAGGGAUGACGUGAAUCACACAAGCGAUCCUAAAUGGAGGCCCUGUGUUGAAAACAUAGACAGCUUCCUUUCUGCUUUACUGUUCUCCAUUGAAAGUCAGAGGACCAUCGGCUACGGCUAUAGAAUGGUGACUUCCAACUGCAGCGAAGGCGUGAUUUUGAUCAUGGCCCAGUCGAUAAUCGGCUCCAUGAUUGACGCUCUCAUGGUGGGAUGCAUGUUUGUCAAGAUCUCCAGGCCAAAAAAGAGAGCGCAGACAUUGAUCUUCAGCAAAUCCUGCGUGAUAUCUCACCGGGACGAGGAGCUGUGCUUGAUGUUUCGGAUCGGGGAUCUCCGGGACAGCCACAUGGUGGAUGCCAAAGUUCGAGCCAAGCUGAUCAAAUCGAGACAGACUAAAGAAGGGGAGUUUAUCCCCUUGGAGCAGUCCGAGUUGAACCUCGGAUACGACACGGGAGAGGACAGACUCUUCCUGGUGGAGCCGCAGAUUAUCUGCCACACAAUCAACGAAAGCAGCCCGUUCUGGGAUAUGAGUGCAGACGGUUUAAAAAGAGAACAGUUUGAGAUCAUUGUCAUCUUGGAAGGCAUUGUUGAAGCCACGGGAAUGACGUGCCAGGCCCGGACCUCCUACAAGGAUGACGAGAUUGUGUGGGGUCACCGCUUUGAACCCUGCAUGUCCCUGGAGAAGGGGGCUUUCCGAGUGGAUUACAGCAGGUUCGAGAAGACCUUUGAUGUCCAGACACCACCCAGCAGCGCCAAAGAGAUGCAAGCCUUGAAGGACAUGGAGAGGAACGAGAUGUCCGCUCUCAGCUUGUACUGGGACCACAUGGGCCACACCUGCACUUCCACAGACCUGGAACACAGACUGAGCAGGGCUGGGAUCGGCGACAUCACAGAGGAGAAAAGCACAGAGAUGAUAGACAGCGACUUUGAAGUGUGACUGCGUGUGAGAGAAAUUUCACAGUUAUUAAGAGAGUCAUAAACAGACGUGUCUCUUACUAUGCUCGGAAUGCCAAUUUCAUUAAACUGAUCCUACAAGUUUGUUGGUGUGAUUCUUGUGGUGCCUGAUUUUGAAUUUACAACAGUGUGUUUGAUGUGAGUGGUUAAGGGUUACGGGAACUAUAUGUUUCAGAUGUGGCGUAUUGGUGGCCUGUUUCUUCGACUGCUUUGUUUUUUACACCACGGAAAAAUGUGUGGGAAAGCAUCUAACAUUAUACAAAUGUACAUUUCAUUGAGUAGGCUAAACCCAAGUCAUAUCACAUCUCAAAAACUGGUAGCUUGCUAUAGACAGGGACUUUAUUAGGAACAGUAUCAAAGGGGAUGGCUGUGUACUGUUGAACGUUCUGGAUAUACAGUACAGAUUUCCUUCCCUGAAGGAAUUAGAAGUGGUGAUUACUGAGUAAUUGUUUCAUAUCCUUCCAGAAGCAUUUAAAAACCUUACAAACAGCUCACAAACCAGACUGCCCGUGGAUACCCCAUUCAUAGUUGUAUGGCAGGCGGUGUUUUUUUAUUUUUAUUUAUUUUUCACAACCCUGGUGUUCAUCUUCAUUCGUUUUAAUCCAGGAAAGAAUAUUCAAUAUAAUAUGUAAUAGCGUGUUUGCAUUUCUGUGCUUUUCUCUUUUUCCAAGAAGUUGAUUACAAAAAAUAAAUAUGCAUUGUGUAAAACAAAGAGCACAAACAGCUGCAACGUUUUGUUUUAAUGGUC